Molecule: messenger RNA, 156 nt
Organism: Gloeophyllum trabeum ATCC 11539
Lineage: Eukaryota; Fungi; Basidiomycota; Agaricomycetes; Gloeophyllales; Gloeophyllaceae
Exons: 1
Coding region: 1-156 (51 amino acids)
Source: RefSeq, a predicted model, not a curated record
AUGCUCUUGAAUGGAUCUUCUUCGUUGAUUGUGGCUGGCGUGCCCCAGCGGCUCCCCGGCGUCCCUCGCUGGCUGCCUUUACCACCAUCUAACCCGAAGGUAUCUCCCGAUUUGACAGUCAAACCGCUCGGCGACCUAUUAUGCACGAUGCUCUAA